AUGCGAAUUCGGGUACAGAUUGAUAAGUGUGUAAAAAGCAUCAUGAUCAAUUACUUCAACAAGUCCGUUUUAUCUUUGAAGAGAGAGAUAGAGCAGGAGAGAGAAAGAGAGAGUAGCAAAAUAACUCCAUUUUUUGUGCUUCCUUCGAAAAUAUCAAUUUAUUUUAAUGUUUAUUUUUAUUUUAAUAGUGGCAAUGAAGAAGGAAUUUGCACAUGCUCCGGAUAUUUUUACGACAAGAAUUUGAAGGCAUGUAAAGAGUGUCUGCCUGGAUAUAUGGGUCAGACUUGCUCACGAACAUGUCGUUACCCUGGAUUUGGUAAACAAUGUCAACAUGAAUGCUUUUGUGGGGCAGAACACUGCGACUUUCGAAAUGGCUGUUUAAAUAACUCUAUUGUGAAUGCAACCAAUUUGAAGAAGAAAAACUUUUCAUCUUACUUCAAAAUAAGUAUCAUGGGAUCAAUAUCCAUUAUAACGACAAUAAUAAUAGCGAUAGCAUUUGUUUUCUUUCUAUUUUUGCUUUUAACACGAAUUCUAAUUCUCCAUCUAAAGAACAAAAACACUCUAAGUGAACCGAAUGCUGCAGCUUCUGUCCUUGUGGAAAAUGAAUGGUACAAUAUGGACGUCCAGCGUUCUUCAGAUUUACCCCCACAGAUUCUAACAAAGGUAGAUGGACAACCUUUCAUUGAGGACUUGCAUACAACUGACAAGCAAAUUGGAAAUUGCGGAGAGAGAAAUUCGGAGAAAAAGACAACCGAUGUUCUGGGAAACGAUUUCGAUAAUACAGACACAAGGGAUGGAGAUAAUGUGUAUAUGUUUACAUUUGCAUCUUUUGGAAGUGAGAUAAUGGGGAAUUCAGUUCACGCAUAUUCUACACUUCAGAACAGCUAUUUAGCGUUUAGAUCAGAAAUGAACGCAUAUCUAACAAAAUUAUGUCUAGCUUAUUUAAUUGUUUUGUGUCAUAUUUAUAAAGUGAGCGGUCGUUGCCAACCGAACAAUGAAAAAAUGUGCUGUUUCGGAUACUUUUUCGAUGGGAUGUCGAAUGAAUGCAAAGAAUGCCCGUUGGGUUACAUGGGUUUGAAUUGUUCAUUUCCGUGUAGAUACCCAAGUUAUGGUAAAUCAUGCCAAAACAAGUGCAACUGUCGAGAAGAAUAUUGUGACAUUUCUACAGGAUGCAAGAAGGGGAAAGUGCACCUUCCCAUUCGAAAAGGUCUUAAUGCAGUUGUUGAAGGUCGUUUGAAUUCAGCCAGAAACAAUGCUGAUUUAAAAUCCAAGCUAAUCCCAAACCAAACUGCACAUCCUGCUAAAGAGACAAUGGAUAAACCAAACAAAUCAAAGUCAGAAUUACAAACAACUACGAUCCUCAUUGGUGCCGUGGUUGCUCUUUCUUUAAUACUUCUUGCCACUGGGUUAAAGUUUUCCUGGAAAAGGGUAAAGCACACCUGUCUGAGAAAUAGAAGAGAAGAUACCAACAUGCCAAAUAUAAAAGUCGAGCUAAAAAGAAUUACGUGUGAUUAUGAGGACAUGAAAGAAAAUUUAUAUGAGGAUCUGGACGAAAAGGAAACUUGCGAUGACAAAGAGAAAAAGAAUGAAGGCAAUGCUGAAAAUGAUUACAAUGACACUCUCAAAAUCAUAAAGAUGGGAGGGAACAAAAAUGAUGAACGAGAAUCCAAACAUUUUUAUGACGCUUUGAAAUGACAUCAUGCGUUAGAACGUAUGCAGGGCAGGAAAAUGUAUAUAGUACUCAUAAAUUCUUUAAAUGGUUAUAUAACGAAGAUUCUAACAAGUGCAUUGGGAAAAUGUGUGUCGUUAGGGGAAGAGGAUGAGGCUUUUCAACAUGAAAACAGUACAUAAUAAUAAUUCCAAUUAAUGCCUGCAAGUAAAGCUGUUUAAAAUUGACACAUUCAUUGACCUUAACUAGAAGGGAUCGAAAGAGACAAUGAACAUACAUCAAAAACUUUGUUAUUUUGAUUAAUUCUGACGGAUUUCACGUUUUAUCUGAGUUAUGUUGUUAACUUUCUUCCUGAAUCAAAUGUUUCUCUUUGUCAAAGUCAAUGAACAACCUAUGUAACAUGUACAUUUACAAAAAAAAAUCAGAUUUGUAGUAUCAUUUUCGUUAUUUCUUAAUGA
Messenger RNA from Saccostrea cuccullata (small rock oyster), 2127 nucleotides. RefSeq lists its product as uncharacterized. Bases 1 to 1695 code for a protein of 564 amino acids. The transcript has 8 exons. Gene Ontology annotation, molecular function: scavenger receptor activity. NCBI's taxonomy places the organism in Eukaryota, Metazoa, Mollusca, Bivalvia, Ostreida, Ostreidae. The record is from RefSeq and is a predicted model, not a curated record.